Messenger RNA from Terrapene triunguis (Three-toed box turtle), 444 nucleotides. Its product is annotated as germ cell-specific gene 1-like protein. The transcript is spliced from 2 exons. Gene Ontology annotation, cellular component: plasma membrane. The annotation marks the transcript as partial. The record is from RefSeq and is a predicted model, not a curated record. Lineage: Eukaryota; Metazoa; Chordata; Testudines; Emydidae.
GCCUCCUGGGCAUGGUGGCCCACAUGAUGUACAUGACCGUCUUCCAGGUGGCUGUCAACCUGGGGCCCAAGGACUGGAGACCCCAGACCUGGUUCUACGGCUGGUCCUUCGGCAUGGCCUGGCUCUCGUUCACGCUCUGCAUGUCGGCCUCGGUGCUGACCCUCAACACCUACACCAAGACCCUGCUGGAGUUCCAGCACCGCCGGCAGAUCUGCGAGCAGCAGAGCCAGCGCGGGCCGCGCUCCCCCGGCCUGGCGCCUGACCUCCAGCGCUUCCUGUGGGACAAGUACGUCUUCAGCGUCAGCGACUCGCUGGACUUCUCCCCCGGCCGCUCCCGCCCCACCGCCGGGGGGCGCAAGGGCCGCGGGGGGGGCUACGCCGGCCUGGCCGGGGGGCGCUGCGGGGAUGCCGGCGACCCAGACGAUGGCGAGCCCUGCUAGGGGG